GGCGUGUGACAACUUUAAUAGCUUUUGUUUGUGUGGAUAAUAUUACAUGAUUUCGCAAUCUGUUCUGUUUUGAUUAUGAUAAUAUGUAUUCAAAAACUACUAUUAUCGUCAUGUGUAAAAUCUAACAUCGUAUCAUGUCUAACUGCAAUACUAAAAGUCGAAGAAUUGAUAAAUUUAUGCAAAUUAUCUUUCUUUCUCUUUGAAAGCCUGUCUUUAAGUGUCUUACAGCUAUUACAGAGUAAUUUUGCUUUAUUUUAAAAUGGCUUCUUUUGAGAAAUUGAGAGGUGGUUUAAACAAGAGCAGUGAUCCAGUGAAGAAGUUACCUUUGAAGCGUUUCGAGCCAGCUAUUUACAGAUUCACAAAGAUUGCGUUACCCACCGACUUAGAUAGACUUGAAAGGCACAAAUACAACAUUGAGAAAUAUGUAAAAUGGAAGAAUUGGGCAAAGCUUGAUGUAGAAAGAAUUAAUGCAGAGAGAACAAUCAAACUACUUAAAGCAAAUAUUCAAGAAAUGGACAAUAUACGAGAGCAAGUGAUUGAAAAUGAUGUGGAAGAUUUUGACACGAAGAUAAAGGAUGUGAAAGAGAAGGCACUGAAAGAAAUAAGUAUUUUGCAAACCUUAAUAAGUAAAUCUCUUGAAAACAGAGAAGAACCAUGUGAGAAAUUGGGUAAGAAGCCAAGCCUUUCGCCAACCACCUCAAAAACAUCAGUAGACAUUCCAUUGCUGGCAGAUAGUGGCAAGGCUGAGCAUGGCCUUCCCAUGAGAGAUAAGGAUUCUAGGCCAAGUUCAUCAAAUACAAAAGCAAAUCUGCAGAGAUUUGAUGUCUCCUUGCGUACAUUUACAAACAUUACCAUCCCCACAGCCUUGGAAAGACUACGGAAGCACAGAAUAAAUAUGGAAAAAUAUUGUGAAGAACACCUUUGGCAAGAAUUGAAUGCAGAGCAAAUCAAUGCAAGGAUCAGUGUGCAGCAUUUGAAAGAGAACAUGAAAGGCAUGGAGGCAACCAGAAGACAAGUUCCUUUGCAGAGUCUUUCUGAGUUUGAUGAACGUGUCGGCCCAUCUUACACAAAAGCUAUUGCAGCCAUUGAGUCAUUUAUGAAAUUUCAAUCCAAUUAUAAAAGAGAUGAUCUUGAUAUGACUGUUUCCGAAGCUAUUGUCAUUCACCAGGAAGGAAAGGAGCACAGCAAACUUAUGAACCAAGUGCAAAUUAAUCCUGAUGAAACAUCUGUUAAAUCUUGGGAUGACUUACAUAAAGGUUUGGUUGAAUUGAAUGAGCUUAUUCAUGACUUUUCUCAUAUGAUUCAUGAGCAAGAGUCUACUGUUGAUACAAUUGAAGCAAAUAUUGAAAAUGCCCAAGCCAAUGUUCAUGAAGCAACACAGGAGCUUGGUCAUGCUGCAAAACUUAAAACAGUCCUUCUUCCUGCAGUUGGUGCUGUGGUAGGUGGUGUUAUUGGGGGACCUGUUGGUCUUUUAGCUGGCUUCAAAGCUGGAACUGUAUUUGCAGUAGGUGGUGGUGUGUUGGGAUACACAGCCACAAGUAUUAUAAAAAAUAUACAGGAAGAGGCAGUCAAUAGUGAACUUGAGAAGUUGUCGGAUAAUCCUAAAGAUGAGCACAAGGUUGAUGGAUAGGAUCAUCUGUUAUGCAUCUACCAUUACAUUCUACUUUGUUAUGCCAAGAGAUAAAUAUAAUUUGCGUUUUUAGAUUUAAUAUAAAUUGUAAAUAGCUUAAAUUAGUAAUAGAAAGCUACCGAAAUUUUUUUCAUUGCAUAAAAA
Xenia sp. Carnegie-2017 is the source of this 1774-nucleotide messenger RNA. Its product is annotated as syntaxin-17-like. NCBI's taxonomy places the organism in Eukaryota, Metazoa, Cnidaria, Anthozoa, Malacalcyonacea, Xeniidae. The coding region runs from base 260 to 1630 and encodes 456 amino acids. Gene Ontology annotation, biological process: vesicle-mediated transport. The transcript is spliced from 11 exons. Gene Ontology annotation, cellular component: membrane. The record is from RefSeq and is a predicted model, not a curated record.